Messenger RNA from Drosophila navojoa, 5042 nucleotides. It is a transcript of the gene baz, whose product is annotated as par-3 family cell polarity regulator. The record is from RefSeq and is a predicted model, not a curated record. NCBI's taxonomy places the organism in Eukaryota, Metazoa, Arthropoda, Insecta, Diptera, Drosophilidae. Gene Ontology annotation, biological process: establishment of centrosome localization; microtubule cytoskeleton organization; intracellular protein localization. Gene Ontology annotation, cellular component: adherens junction; cell cortex; apical plasma membrane. Gene Ontology annotation, molecular function: phosphatidylinositol binding; protein binding.
CAAUUGGCAUUGCCAAGAGUGAAGAACGAGCUGCGAGUGCGAUCUGUGACUUUAGCUCAAAAUGCUAACUGUAAUGUGUAAUGUAACUAACAACGAAACAGCAUAAACAAUAUUUAAACAAAGUACGUGUGCUACAACAACUACAAUAACAACAAAAACAACUCUAGAAAAUACCAAAGAUCAAAGAUCAAAGAUCCAGCAUUGGAAUAUGUUCGACGUGCCGCCCAAGUGUCCAGCGCUGGCUAACAAACUGAGCGGGCUCUUUGGCUGGCGCCACACCUACAAGGUGGCUGCCAAGCAUGAGGGCAUACCCCAUGGCAGUCUGCACAAGUCCUACUCCCUGACGCUGCCCAAGCGGCCGCCGUCGCCCAGCUACGCUUGUGUCAAGGAAGCAGACUCCUGGGUAGCCGUACACCAUCUGCAGACACAGUCGGGCAUAUUGGAUCCCGAUGACUGUGUGCGCGAUGUGGCCGAUGAUCGGGAGCAGAUACUGGCCCAUUUCGAGGAUUCGGGCCCCGAUCCGGGCGUGCCGCAGGGCGGAGGCGAUGGCGCCUCGGGCAGCUCCUCAGUGGGCACCGGCUCGCCGGACAUCUUUCGUGAUCCCACAAACACAGAGGCGCCCACACGGGAUCUGUCCACGCCGCACAUCGAGGUGACCAGCACCACGUCCGGCCCACUGGCUGGCCUGGGCGUCGGCCUGAUGGUGCGUCGCAGCAGCGAUCCCAAUCUGCUAGCUUCGCUCAAGGCGGAGGGCAGCAACAAGCGCUGGUCGGCGGCGGCGCCGCACUAUGCGGGCGGUGAUUCACCGGAACGCCUGAUGCUGGACAAGGCCGGCGGACAGCUGUCGCCACAGUGGGAGGAGGAGGACGACACAGCCGCUCAGCUGAAGGAGCAAUUGCUGCAGCAGCAGCAGCAGCAACAGCAUCCACACGCCGGCGCAGCGGGUGCUCACCAGCCAUUCGCUCGUUCCGGCCGUCUGUCCAUGCAGUUCCUGGGCGAUGGCAACGGCUACAAGUGGAUGGAGGCCGCCGAGAAGCUGCAGCAGCAGCCGCAGCCGUUGCCCACGUCGCUCCCGAACAGCGCCUAUUCCAGCAAAUCGCUGCCGCGCGAAAGCAAGCGCAAGGAGCCCCUGGGUCAGGCAUACGAGUCCAUACGCGAAAAGGACGGCGAGAUGCUGCUCAUUAUCAACGAGUACGGCAGUCCGCUGGGCCUGACGGCCAUGCCGGACAAGGAGCACGGCGGCGGACUGCUCGUGCAGCACGUGGAGCCCGGCAGCCGGGCGGAGCGUGGCCGUUUGCGUCGUGAUGAUCGCAUCCUCGAGAUCAAUGGCAUCAAACUGAUUGGCCUGAGCGAGUCCCAGGUGCAGGAGCAGCUGCGCCGUGCCCUCGAGUCCUCCGAGCUGCGCGUGCGCGUGCUGCGCGGCGACCAGCAUCGUCGCCAGCAGCAGCGGCGCGACUCCAAGGUGGCCGAGAUGGUGGAGGUGGCCACCGUGUCGCCCACACGCAAACCGCAUGCCGCUCCGGUGGGCACCUCGCUGCAGGUGGCCAACACCCGCAAGCUGGGCCGCAAGAUCGAGAUACUGCUGAAGAAGGGCCCCAACGGCCUGGGCUUCUCGGUGACCACGCGCGACAACCCAGCGGGCGGGCAUUGCCCCAUCUAUAUCAAGAACAUCCUGCCGCGCGGCGCUGCCAUCGAGGAUGGGCGCCUGAAGCCCGGCGAUCGCCUGCUCGAGGUCGAUGGCACGCCCAUGACCGGCAAGACCCAGACGGAUGUGGUCUCCAUUCUGCGUGGCAUGCCCACAGGCGCCACAGUGCGCAUUGUCGUUUCCCGGCAGCAGGAGCUGGCCGAGAUGCCCGUUGGCCCCCCGGAACCAGCUGAGAAGCCAGUGCCAGCUGCGCCAGCUCCAAUUUCAGCUCCGAUUCCGGUGCAAAAGUCGAGCAGCGCUCGCUCGCUCUUCCAGCAACAGCAGCAGCAGCAGCAGGCGCAGCUCAAUGAAUCUCAGCACUUUAUUGAUGCGGGCAGUGAGUCGGCGGCUUCCAAUGACAGCCUGCCGCCGAGCAGCAGUAGCUGGCAUUCGCGGGAGGAGCUGACGCUCCACAUACCCGUCCACGACACCGAGAAGGCUGGCCUGGGGGUCAGCGUGAAGGGCAAGACGAGCUCGAACUUGAACGCGUCCACGCCGAACAGCAGCAGCAACAUGAAACACGACGGCGAUCUGGGCAUCUUUGUGAAGAACGUGAUCCAUGGCGGGGCCGCAUCGCGCGACGGCCGUCUGCGCAUGAACGAUCAGCUGCUGAGUGUGAAUGGCGUCUCGCUGCGCGGCCAGAACAAUGCCGAGGCCAUGGAGACGCUGCGCCGUGCCAUGGUCAACAAUCCGGGCAAGCAUCCGGGCACAAUAACCCUGCUAGUCGGACGCAAAAUCUUGCGCUCGGCCAGCUCCAGUGACAUAUUGGAGCACAGUCAAAGCCAUAGCCAUAGCAAUAGCAACAGCAACAGCAACAGCAACAGCAAUAGCAAUAGCAACAGCAGCGGCGCCAACAGCAACAGCAACAGCAACAACAACAACAACAACAACAGCAGUUCCAAUGCCAGUGACAACUCGGGCGCCACGGUCAUCUAUCUGAGUCCAGAGAAACGUGAGCCGCGCGGCUGCGGCAACGGACCUGGCAGCGAUAUGAAUAGAUGGAGCAAUCCCGUUUUGGAUCGUCUAACCGGUGGCAUUUGCUCCGCGAAUUCAACACAGCCAACACAGCAGCAACAGCAGCAGCAGCAACAACAACAACAUCAGCAACAGCAGCAGCAAUCGCAGUCGCAGCAGCGUCGCGUGCCGCCUCCUCCCCUGGGCGGCAACAGCGGCGCCUUGCGCAACGAGAGCUACUACAUGGCCACCAAUGACAGCUGGUCGCCGGCGCCCCUGCAGCUGCUCAAUGGGCAUGGCAACACGGCGCUGCUCAUUGAGGACGAUGCGGAGCCCAUGUCACCCACGCUGCCGGUGCGCACACACGAUGGCCAGCACUGCAACACGAGCAGCGCCAACACAUCGCAGACGAGCGUCGGGAUGGGACAGACGAGCGGCGUGGCCGCGACAGGCGUGGCUGGCAAUUUCGAUGCCACGUAUUCGUCGCAGCUGAGCCUGGAGACGAACAAUUCCGGGGUGGAGCACUUUUCGCGCGAUGCGCUCGGCCGACGCAGCAUCUCCGAGAAGCAUCAUGCGGCGCUGGAUGCACGCGAAACGGGCACCUAUCAGCGCAACAAGAAGCUGCGCGAGGAGCGCGAGCGGGAACGUCGCAUUCAGCUAACCAAAUCGGCUGUCUAUGGAGGCUCCAUUGAGUCGCUGACGGCGCGCAUAGCCAGCGCCAAUGCCCAAAUGGCGGCAGCAGCGGCUGGCUAUAAGCACGCCAAGACCAGCUCCCACAUCGAGCAGCGGGAGCAGCAGCAGCAGCUGCUGCUGGCCGCCGAGGCCGAGGCGCGCGAUCAGCUGGGCGAUCUGGGCCCAUCUCUAGGGCUGAAGAAGUCGUCGUCGCUGGAGUCGCUGCAGACGAUGGUGCAGGAGCUGCAAAUGUCGGAUGAGCCGCGCUCCCAUCAUGCGCUGCGUGCGCCACGCGGACGCGGACGUGAGGACAGCCUGCGCGCCGCCGUCGUCAGCGAACCGGAUGCAAACAAACCGCGCAAGACCUGGCUGCUGGAGGAGGGCGAUCACGAGGGCGGCUUUGCCUCGCAGCGCAACGGGCCGUUCCAGAGCUCGCUCAACGAUGGCAAGCACGGCAGCAAGUCGCGCGCCAAGAAGCCGAGCAUCCUGCGGGGCAUCGGGCACAUGUUCCGCUUCGGCAAGAAUCGCAAGGAUGGCGUUGUGCCCGUCGACACAUAUGCCACGUCUGCAAUGGGCUCCUCGUCGCAGCCCAUGAAUGGCCAGUCGCAGCAGCAGCACCAGCAGCAUCAAUUGCAGCAGCAGCAGCAGCAUCAAUUGCAGCAGCAGCAGAUACCAGCAGCAGCGCUUGCUGCACUGGAACGCAAUGGCAAGCCGCCAGCGUAUCAGCCACCGCCACCACUGCCCGCACCCAAUGCAGCGGGUGGCGGCGGUGCAGUGGGGCCCGGGCGCGACUCAGCUGCUGCCACACUGAAUGGUGGCAUACACCAGAAUGACAUAUUCAAUCAUCGCUAUCAGCAUUACGCGAACUAUGAAGACCUGCACCAGCAUCAGAUUAGCGACAGCGUUCAAGAGACGCUCUCGGAGUCGACGCUCGAGUGCAUGCGACAGCAGGUGAUCAGGCAGCGCAUCAAGGUUGAGGCCGAAAGUCGCCGCCAUCAGCAUUACCAUUCGCAGCGCAGCGCCCGCUCCCAGGACAUCAGCAUGCACUCCAAUUCCAGCCAGCAGCCACCGUUGCCGCUGCCCCCGUCGGCGGCCGCCGUUGCCGCUGGCCAUCAGCAGUCGAACGGCAUGCGGCCAAUGAGCAGCUACUACGAGUACGACACGGUGCAGCAGCAGCGCGUGGGCAGCAUCAAGCACAGCCACAGCCACAGUCACACCAAUGCGACGUCCUCGCCCAUCAGCGUGAAUGUGGCGCAGCCCCACUGGAAGGCCGCGGCGCUCAACGGCUACUCGCCGGCAUCGUUGAACAGCAGCGCACGGAGUCGCGGACCUUUCGUCACCCAGGUGACCAUUCGGGAGCAGACCGGCAUGCAGCAGGCGCAGACACAGUCACCGUCGCAGUCGCAGCAACCCACCUACCAGACCGUGCAAAAGUCGCAGUCGCAAUACGGCAGCGCUGCCGGCGCCCAGCCGCAUGCGUCGAAGGUGUGACUAUAGGUGCUGGCGCAUGCGCGCGCCACACGCGACGUCCUCGUGGAGGGCCACCAGCCCAGCCAGCACGCGGAGCUGAGCGAGGUGGAGGUCUUCUACUAUGCCACCGAGUGCUGACUGACGGACAGCCAGGCAGAUAGGAGGAGACAGACAGGUCGCAGUGUGCGAGUCGCCAGCGGCCGGCAAAGCAAGCAAUCAACUGGAAAGCAGUUUAAAUUCUUUUUUUUUUUUUAAAUACAUA